This is a messenger RNA of Malus domestica (apple), 789 nucleotides long. Its product is annotated as thioredoxin H-type. The record is from RefSeq and is a predicted model, not a curated record. NCBI's taxonomy places the organism in Eukaryota, Viridiplantae, Streptophyta, Magnoliopsida, Rosales, Rosaceae.
AAUUUCAUACCAUAUUUCUCCCUGAAAAAUUGUUUCUAUCAUAAAACGCGCGUUUUGGUUUGUAUCCGUACCCUCUUUAUCUCUGCCGCAAUCUCUCUCUUAAAUUACAGCCGACUCGCUUCGUAUUACAAUUUCAGCAAUUCGAUCUUCUGAAGGCUUUCAGCGAGCUGCUCUGUAACUAGUUUGGUGUUGGACAUCAAGAUGGGAGCUUGCGGGAGUAAGCCUAAAACUAAAGAAGACGAUUCUGAAGAUAAACUUGAGUUUACUGGUGCCAAUGUGCACCUCAUCACCACUACGGAAAUUUGGGAUCAAAAGAUGGAAGAAGCAAAAAGGGACGGCAAAAUUGUGAUUGCAAACUUCAGUGCAACAUGGUGUGGUCCUUGCAAAAUGAUUGCACCACUAUACCGCGAGUUAUCCGAGCAAUACCCUUCUCUAAUGUUCCUUGUGGUUGAUGUUGAUGAAUUGACUGACUUCAGCACUUCAUGGGACAUCAAAGCCACUCCCACUUUCUUCUUCCUUCGGGAUGGGCAGCAAAUCGACAAGCUAGUUGGCGCCAACAAGCCGGAGUUGCAGAAGAAGAUAGUUGCUGUUGUAGAUUCAAUUCCAGUGAGUGAAAAAUAACUACGAUAGUGGUUUCUAUGUUUUGCAAGAUUGUUCAAUACCUCCUUUUACAUGUCGCGAGUUGGUGGAUAUGUUUGGCGUGAAAUUGUUUUUUUUAUGUAAGUUGGUUUUGGAUUGUAAAUACGAACAAUCGCAUGAACAAUUUUCGAUUUAAAAUUUUUCAGUUUA